UCGUAAACCCUAAUCACUCUGUUCUUCAGCAUCUUCUUCCAUUGUUCGUGUCGUGGCGGUUGAUUUCUACAGAACUUUCUCUGAUAGACUUGAAAAUUUCGUUGUGCAUUUGAAUCAGAAACUAUGGCCGAGGAAGGGGAAUUGAUGAGAGGUACGAAGAGGAGUAAAAAGAUUGGUUCUAGGAACAAGAAAAGACCGAGGAUGAUGGGUGGAAGUGGAAACAAAGUUAAGAUUGAUAGGAAAAUGCAGAAACUUUUUCGAAAACGAGCGCGUGAGUAUAAUUCAGAUGAUGAAGAUGAUGACACGAAGACUGCAGCGGCUCCAGCGGUUGGAGAUGAGAGCAAAGUUUCAGAGCACAAUCGCGAGGAGGUUGUAGAUGAAGAGAUUUCUGAGGGUGAAGAAGAGGAAGGGAACGAUGUGAAUUCGGAUGCGGGGCUUUCCGAAGACGAUGAGAGUGGUGUAAUGCAACCGGGUAUAACUAAGUUUAUUGAAGGUUGUAGAGCAUUCAGAGCUGCUUUCAGGAGUAUUCUUAAGAAGAGCAUAUCUGAUGAAACUCUGGGUCCUAUAUUAUCAGCAAACAAGAAGCUUGUUGCUGAAAAGCUUGCAGAAGAGGAAGCUGAGCGGAAGGUCAAAGGAGAGGCCAAGAAGGAGAAACAAUUGAUGGCAGAAAAAGGGCAUGUGAAGCCUGCUACUUACUUGGAUUCUCAUGAGAAGUUCCUUAUUGGCGUUGCUACAAAAGGAGUCGUCAAGUUGUUUAAUGCUGUCAACAAGGCACAACAUGCCCAGAAGGGUUUGAAUCCUUCCAGAGCUAAAGAUGCUAAAGCUAUAAGUAAGCGCAGGAAAGAAGCCUUCUUUUCUGAGUUGGGCAAGCCAACUUUGUCAUCAACAAACCGUAAUGCGAAGGGGAACACAUCAGGUGAUGCAGCGGAAGCUGAAGGGCCUGCCUGGGCUCCGUUACGUGAUAAUUAUAUGCUGACCAAUUCCAAGCUAAAAGAUUGGGAUAAGAUGCCAGAUAAUAUGACUAAAGCUGAGGACAACGGGAGAAUGUUGGGUGACAGUAGUUCAGACGACGAUGAUUGAUUGGUUUCAUAAAUCUUAUAGUUUUCAGUUAGCCGAUCGUUCACAAAGCUGGGUUCGAUUUUGGCUUCGUAGUGUUGAUACAAAAAGAUGGCCUAAGCGUUUUUGGUCACGUGUUGGUGAACUCACCUUGGAUGCCUCAGCUAUAUCUUGUUAUUGAGCCCACAAAAAAUUCCCUCUAUAUAUUUGUCCAAUUUUUGUUCUGAUCUCCAGUGAGAUUCAAGUGUAAAAGGUCACCCAUUUGCUCUGAGUUUAUAUGAUUUUUGAGCAAAGUGGUUGAAGAUGAAAAUUUUGGUCUCAAUUUGUAUGGAUUGCACAAGUAGUUAAGAGAGAAAUGUAUUGGUGCUAAUUUACUUAUUGAAAUUUAUUAAAUCUA
Cucurbita pepo subsp. pepo (vegetable marrow) is the source of this 1453-nucleotide messenger RNA. RefSeq names its product Rrp15p protein. The record is from RefSeq and is a predicted model, not a curated record. Gene Ontology annotation, biological process: maturation of 5.8S rRNA; maturation of LSU-rRNA. NCBI's taxonomy places the organism in Eukaryota, Viridiplantae, Streptophyta, Magnoliopsida, Cucurbitales, Cucurbitaceae. Gene Ontology annotation, cellular component: preribosome, large subunit precursor.